UGAGUCCUCAUUGGCUGGAGAGCAGAGGGGGCGGGUUAGGCAGUCGGGUAGCCUAGACAUGGCUGACGGGCGCAGCUGGCAGCCGCCGCGCCCCUGCGAGGCCUACCAUGCGGAGUGGAAGCUCUGCCGCAGCGCCAGGCACUUCCUGCACCACUACUACGUCCACGGCGAGCGGCCGCGCUGCGAACAGUGGCGGCGCGACCUGGCCAGCUGCCGCGACUGGGAGGAGCGCCGCAGCGCCGAGGCCCAGCGAUCCCUCUGUGAGAGCGAGCGGGCACGAGUCCUGGCUGCACAGAAGCACACCCUGGUAUGGGCCCUGAGGGAGCACCCCCCUGAAGACUGGCACCUCCCUCUGCCACAGGAGAAGGAUGAAUGAAUGAGAAACAGCCCUGCCCUGUGCAGCUUCCUCAGGUCUUUUUCAGGGGGAGCUGUUGUAGUCCUGAGAAUGAUUAAUGAGCCCAAAUGGCCUCCUGGGUCCCUGUAAGCUCUCCCCUGGCUUGCAACAUGCAGCAAGACAUCGCCAGCCCUGCUUGCCCGCCCUCAUUGCGUGCAGGGUGUCCUGACACUGGUUGCUCUGGAAGAUAACUGUGGCCACUCCAGAGCUUCCAGGGAGCCACAUGUUUUGGCAGGCACAUCAGAGCAGCAGUCAGGCUGGGCAUGGCAGCACCAGGAGGUGGCAGUCCUGAGGUCCAGGAUCCUCUGACUCUGGAAGGGGAGCCCUGACCUGUGUGGACAUGUAGGUGUGUCGGAAUGAGAUAGCUAGACAGAUGUGCGCUAUGGAUGCCUUUCCUUAUUCUGAGGUUACUGACCCCUGUGUGCUGUGGCCCCCAGCUUCCAAGGUGUGGAGCUCACACUCUGCUCCGUCCCUCUCACCCAUCCCACUGCGGAUGCAGGCAAGCAGCCAUGCAAGCAGCCAGAGCUCCUGCACUAAUGCUUUUCACCUGCAAGGCUCCCACGUGGGAAACGCACUCUCAUGCACAGAGAGAAAAGGAAAAAACAUGCAGAACUUCACAGAAUAAAGAUUUGUGGAAUCUUAAGACAUCCAAGCCAAGACAUGUGGAAUUUAGGACUCUUCCCUCAGAAUUUGCCCUGAUUGUUAGUAUGUCAAAGCCAUUUCACACGUUUGAUUCCAAAUAGAAGCUGAAAAUAAAAUAACAUGUUUGUUAGAUUUCACAUCCAACAGUGUUGUGCUUGGGCAGUACCGGAAUUUUGUAAGCUUAUUCUCUUGUAGAUGUUUUAAAAAUGUUACGUGUAUAUGAACCAUCAAAAAGACUUGUUCUUACAGAGAUCUCCUUGUUACUGAUAAAUGGUUUGAGUCCUGUUGCUGCAGUCCUACUGUGAGAUGCUGCAGGCUAGCCUUGCUGAGGCCAGCAACGCUUCUUGCUCAGGCAGUACAUCAAACAUCUUUUAUUAAUAAUUCAUUCUUUGGGCUUGGCGCCUGUAGCUCAGUGGGUGGGCACCAGCUAGAUACACCAGAGCUGGCGGGUUCAAAUCCAGCCUGGGCCUGCCAAACAACUACAACCAAAAAUAGCUGGGCAUUGUGGUGGGCACCUGUAGUCCCAGCUACUUGGGAGGCUGAGGCAAGAGAAUCGCUUAAGCCCAAGAGUUUGAAGUUGCUGUGAGUUGUGAUGCCAUAGCACUCUACCCAGGGCAACAUAGUGAGACUGUCUUUAAAAAAAAAUUCAUUCUUUGGGGCAAGAUAAUCACUUCAGAAGGGCACACAUUAAAGAAUAUUUCCCCUCUUAUAUGUCUCUUCUCUGUUUUCCCAAAGAGCCCCUGCUUGUGUCUGCAUGUGUACCUGUGAACAGGGUGGGGUGCUCACAGGAUCCAGCUCAGAGGAGAGUCUAAAGAGGAGCCAGGGUUCCCCCAUCCCUGGGGGAAGCUUUACAUAGCUAAGCCGACUAAUGUGUCUUCAGCCUGGCUGUGGCUGGUUUAAUGAGCAUUCUGGCCAGUUGGGAAAGAGGGAGGCUGCUAGAGAUCUCCUAUAGUGUUCUCACAGGAAAGGGGCACCUGAAUUUGCAGUCUGCAUGCAAUGCAUGGGGUUGCAGUAGCUGUUCCUGGGUUCCUAGGGUGGAGCUGGGGAGGGCAGGGACAGCUGGGUAACCAGUUGCCAUCUCAGUCCUUGGUACCUUUCCCUGGGUGCAGCUGUGCUCCCUGUCAUCUGCUCACUGUGUGCUCUAUUAGGCUUUCUGCUUUUGCUAUCUGAACACUCAGGUCCCGCAGUGCCUCUGUUGUACUUUGCCUGCUGCCUUUGCUACUGAACAAGCUCCAUGCCGAUAGAUGAUGGAAAGGAUGUUCCCGAUUCCUUCCUGUGCUCGUUCCUUCAUAUCAGAGUGCCCUCCACAUGCUGGACAGGGUUUGGGGUCUUGGAUCACGUUUUAAAACAGACAAGUUGCCUUCAAAGAAUUUUUGUUGUAUUAAAAUUUGGGAGAAAGACACAGAAAUUAAACAUCAAAUAUGAAUCUAAAACAGUAAGUGUUAUGAAGAAAAUGAAUACAGUCAUAAGAGCAAUGUUUUUCAAACGUUUUGGACAAAUACCCAUAGUAACAAAUGCUUUACAUUAUAAUUUGGUACAUACUAUUAUGUGGCAUAUUAUCACUGAAAGAAGCUUCACCAAACAACACUUCUGUGUGCUGUGUGUGAUACACUGCCAUUCCCAAUAAACUGUUAUGCAGCAACUGGGAAGAAACUCAAGGAAACCCUGCUGAGUUUAUAAAGCCAGUCUUUAAAGGAUACAUGUAGCAUGAUUACCUUAAUGCAGUGUCAGUGAAUGGAAAACAGAUUAAUGGUGGCCAGGAGCCAGGGAUGGGGAGGUGGUCACACAAGGGAAUCUUGUGGUGGUGAAAACAAACUACAGAACCUAACUAGUAGGUUCACAGGGAUACACAGAUGAUUUACACACUUAUAGAGCCAGACGCGUAAACAAGUGCAGAUAGUACCGGGGAAACGGAAUACACCUUGUACAGUGUACUGUGGGGUGUAUGGUGCUGGCACCGGCGCAGGUCCUGGGCCAUGCAGGACCUCUCUGGACAAGCUGCUAUGCAACCUCCUAUGAAUCUGUAAUUACUUGAAAAUAAAGUUAAAAAAAACUAACCAAUGCUGGCCCCGACCCACUGAAUUGAUGAUGCAACCUCUUGGAUGACAUGCCUCCUGCUUUAAGACGCACUGCUAUCAUGCAUCUGUGCUAGGCACCCGCCUUUGGCAGGGAAGUGGGCAAGGCCUCAAUAUCUGAGCCCAGAUCUGGAUGAGAAGGCUUGAGUCCUGCUAGGCAGAGAAAGGGGCACACACAGGCCGAGGGAAUCAACCCCGCAAGUUGACAGGACCAGGGGUGCUGGAAGCUGUGAUCAGGGCUCUGGGUCUAAUUGUCGGAGUGAUUAUCUGACUUGCAUUCUAUAAGAGACUUUUGGCUGCUGCACCGUGAAGGGGCUGGAGUUGCCAUGCCCAGUGUGAACACAUCAGUUGGCUACUGAAGCAGAAAAGGGAAAAGGUGAGGAUGGCUUGGACCUCAGGCAGCACUGUGGUUGUAGGAAGUACUUGGAUUCAGCAUUGUCUUAAGUAGAGCCAAGGGAUUAGAAUCCGUAGGCAAUAGUUUUAUCAUGAUCUGAGCUGGGUGUGGUGGCUUGUGCCUGUAGUCAAACCCAGAAACUGGGAAGGCUGAGGCAGGAGGAUCACUUGAGCCCAGGAGCUCGAGGCUGCAGUGAACUGAUUAUGCUGUUGCACCCUAGCCUGGGUGACAGUGAGACCCUAGCACUAAAAACAAACGAAAGUGAACCCCAGAGAAUAGAAUAGAGAGUCCAGAAAUAACCCCCUGCAUAUAUGGUCACAUUUUGACAUAGAGGCAAAAAACAAUUAAUGAGGAAAGAUAGUGUUUCAGUAAAUGGUUGACACUUCCAAACCUGGAUAUCUGCAUGCAAAACAAUGAAGCUGAACCCUUAUCAGAUGUCAUAUACAAAAAUUAACUCAAAAUGGAUCAAACAUUUAAAUAUAAGACAUAAAAUUCUUAGACUAAAACACAGGGGAAAAGCUUUACAACAUUGGAUUUAGCAGUGAUUUCUUAAAUACAGCACCAAAGUCACUGAUGUUAAAAGAAAAAACAACUUAGACUUUAAGAAAAUUUAAAAUGUAGACAGUUUCACAUCAAAAGACACUAUCAACAGAAUAAGAAAGCAACCUCAUGGGAUAGGAGGAAAUAAUUGCAAACUAUGUACCUUAUGAGGGAUCAUAGAAUAUACAGAGAAGUAAAACUGAGGGGGGAAAAAACCACACAGUUCAAAAGAGGGCAAAGGACUUAAAUAAAUGCUUCUCCAAAAAACAUACACAUAUGGCCAACAAGCACAUGAAAAGAUGCUUGUCAUUAGUGAUCAUCAGCAAAAUGAAACUCAAAACUACCAUAGACCUCACUCACCUCAUACCCAUUAGGAUGGCUACUAUCAAAAAACCCUAGGAAGCAGCAAGUGUGGGUGAAGAUAUGAAUUAAAACUCUUGUGCACUUCUGCUAGGAAUACAAUGGUACAGCUGUCGUGGAAAAUAUGGCAGUUCCUACAAAAAUUAAAAAUAGAAUCACUGUAUGAUCCAGCAACACCACUUUCAGGUAAAUACCUAAAACAAAGCAGAGUCUCAAAAAGAUACCUUUACACCCACAUUCAUAGCAGCAUUUAUUCACAGUAGCUAAAAUGUGGAAGCAACCUAAGUAUCUAUUGGUAGAUGAAUGGAUAAGCAAAGUAUGGUACAUCCAUACAAUGGGAUAUCACUUCAGCCUUAAAAAGGAAGGAAAUUCUGACACAAGCUACAAUACUGAUGAACCUUGAGGAUGUUAUGCUCACAGGAAUAAACCAGUCACAAAAAGACAAACAUUGCAUGAUUCCACUCAAUUGUGAUGUUUAAGGGGAGUCAGAAUCAUAGAAACGGGAAGUACUGACCGGGGUGCCAGUGACUCAGGGAAAGGAAGUAGGGAGUUAUUUAAUGGGUACAAGGUUUCAGUUUUGCAGUGAAGAGUUUUGGAGAUAGAGAUGUAAGAACGGUGGUAAUUAUACAACAAUAUGUAUAUACUGAACAGUGAGAAAUGGUUAAGAUGUAAAAUUUUAGGCUUAUUUUGCCACGGUUUUUAAAAUUGGGAAAAACGAAUCACACAUUAAGAAAACUAUCUUCUUCAAGUGAAUAGUCUUCUUGGUUUACCUGCACUAAAGUAGCUAAAAAACCAAAGUCUUUCCGAGGUUUUGAUACUAGGAAAAAUGGCAACUAAUUGUACAAAGGACCUUAAUGGUUAUGUGCUGAAUUGUGUCCCCUCAAAAUUUCUAUGUGGAAGUCCUAGUCCCCAGUAACUCAAAAUGCGACUGUUGUUGGAGGGAGGGCCCUCAAAAAGAUAACUAACUUAAAAUGAGGUCUUUAGUGUAGUCUCCAAUAUACCUCAUGCCCUAAUACAAAAUUAGGACAGAGACUUAGAGAUGACCAUGUGAAGACAAAGGGAAGAUCUUAGAAGAAACCAAACCUGCCACAACCUCCAUCAUGGGAGUUUUAGCUUCUAUAAGGGUGAGGAAGUAAAUUUUGUUUUUUUAAGGCUGAGCCGACUAAUGCAUUGACCUUCCCAGAGUAGGCCCUUGAGUAAGGGCUCUGUGCCCCAGCCAGGUGGCAUACUCUGCUGGGGACACAGCGGCUCUGUCACUAGUGUGUCUCUUGCUUUCCCCUCUCUCGUCAGCUUCCCCAGCAGGUUAAAAUCCAGAUGUAGCUCCUCUGUCCCACGGGGAAGGCAUGGUUCUCUCUGCACACGUCCCAGCUUACAGAACCCUGCACAUCCUCACUUCCGCUCCUCUGGGUUACUCUGUCUCUCCUGCUGGUGGU
Nycticebus coucang (slow loris) is the source of this 5838-nucleotide messenger RNA. It is a transcript of the gene C4H22orf39, whose product is annotated as chromosome 4 C22orf39 homolog. The record is from RefSeq and is a predicted model, not a curated record. The transcript has 3 exons. Bases 59 to 376 code for a protein of 105 amino acids. Lineage: Eukaryota; Metazoa; Chordata; Mammalia; Primates; Lorisidae.